Molecule: messenger RNA, 1263 nt
Organism: Melampsora larici-populina 98AG31
Lineage: Eukaryota; Fungi; Basidiomycota; Pucciniomycetes; Pucciniales; Melampsoraceae
Exons: 9
Coding region: 1-1263 (420 amino acids)
Biological process (GO): regulation of gene expression
Cellular component (GO): cytoplasm; Rpd3L-Expanded complex; Rpd3L complex
Molecular function (GO): histone binding
Source: RefSeq, a predicted model, not a curated record
AUGCCGAGUCAUCAAAUGGAAACUGAUAUCGAAGAACAAGAGACUCAGAUCUGGAAGAAGAACUCACCUUUUCUCUAUGACCUUGUCCUUACUCACGCGCUUGACUGGCCUACGCUCACCACACAAUGGUUUCCCGAUUCUGAAUUAUCGUCCGAUAAAUCCUACUCCAAUCAACGUCUCCUGAUCGGAACACACACCUCAGAUAGCGAACCUAAUUAUCUGCAUAUCGUCAAUGUCCGCUUGCCCAAUCCGGAUGCUGAAGACUUGGAGCUUGAUAAAUAUGACGAACAGUCUGGCGAAAUUGGAUCGUAUUCUGACACACAACCUAGGUUCAAGGUGACACAAUCUAUUCCUCACACUGGUGAAGUAAACCGAGCGAGAUAUAUGCCUCAAAACCCUGAUCUGAUAGCCACAAAGACUGUGAUGGGUGAUGUUUACGUAUUUGAUCGCACUAAACAUCCUUCCGAUCCGCCCAAAGAUAACAUUUGCAAACCCGACAUCACUCUUCAAGGUCAUACCAAAGAAGGCUUCGGUCUUGACUGGAACACAAUCAAGACGGGUCAUCUAUUGAGCUCAUCUGAAGACGAGACAAUAUGUCAUUGGGACAUUGAAGCCUAUACCAAAGGCGACCCCGUGCUGAAACCUUAUCGAGUUUACAAGGGGCAUUCGUCGGUUGUUUCAGAUGUCUCGUGGCAUUAUCAUAAAGACAGCGUGUUUGCAUCGGUCGGUGAUGAUAAGCAGCUGUUAAUCUGGGACACACGCAAUAGAGAAUCUGAUAAGGCCGUUCAAGUUGUGGCGGACGCCCAUGCUGGCGAAGUGAAUACUGUGGCCUUUUCGCCCCAGUCUGAUUUUUUGCUUGUGACAGGUGGGAGCGACCAAUGUGUGAACCUAUGGGAUCUGCGUAAUCUCAGUACCCGACUUCACGCGCUCACAGCGCACACUGAUGAGCUCAUCUCACUGGCCUGGUCUCCCUUCCACCCUACCAUUCUCGCAUCCGGUUCCUCGGACCGACGCACAAAUAUCUGGGAUCUGAGCAAAAUCGGCGAAGAACAAACCCCGGACGAUGCAGAAGAUGGCCCACCUGAGCUUCUCUUUAUUCAUGGUGGUCACACCGCACGACCCACAGACAUCGCGUGGAGUCCAACAAAACCAUGGCACCUUGUGACCGCUGCGGAGGACAAUGUGAUCCAGCUGUGGUCUCCCAACUCUACCAUCACUAAAGGCCCAAACGGGAUCGUUAUUCCUGUUGACGAGUUAGAGUGA